Messenger RNA from Sturnus vulgaris (Common starling), 2094 nucleotides. NCBI's taxonomy places the organism in Eukaryota, Metazoa, Chordata, Aves, Passeriformes, Sturnidae. The record is from RefSeq and is a predicted model, not a curated record.
CCGGGAUAGUGGCACUCACGGCAUAGUUAGGGUUGGAAAGCACCUCUGGAGAUCACCUGGUCCAACCCCCUGCCAAGUCUGGGUCACCCAGCGCAGGUGACUCAGGAACGCGGCCAGGCAAGGAGCGCAGCUGCUGCGACGCGUGAGCCUGACUCGCAUUCAGAAGGGUUUAAUUACCGGGACCGGGACGAGCCGCUCGAUUCCAGACGGGCGUAGGGAACUCCGGCGGUUCUGCUUGAGUUUUGACUGUUCGGGAGUGUGCCUGCCUGCUGAUCCGGUUGAGAUCUCGCACGAGCUGUGGAGAUGACUACAGAAGCAGAGCAGCAGCUUCUCCAUGAUGCUAGAAAUGGAAAUGCUGCAGAAGUUAAACAGCUGUUGGAUACCUUGGAAAAAGGAGAAAUAAGCUUUGAUAUCAACUGUAAAGGCAGAAGUAAGUCUAAUAUGGGUUGGACACCUCUUCACCUUGCUUGCUACUUUGGACAUGCUGUUGUGGUAGAGGAUUUGCUGAAGGCUGGUGCAGAUGUGAAUGUGCUGAAUGACAUGGGGGACACUCCACUCCAUCGUGCAGCUUUCACAGGGCGUAAGGAGGUGGUGAUGUUACUCUUGCAGCAUAAUGCUGAUCCUUCUAUUGUUAAUGGCAGUGGAGAGACUGCAAAAGAAGUUACUCAUGACAAAGACAUAAGGAAUAUGUUGGAAGCAGUGGAAAGGACGCAAGAAAGGAAACUGGAAGAACUCCUCUUAGGAGCAGCAAGAGAGGGGGAAACAGGGAAACUGACUGCCUUGUUAAACAAGCGCAAGCCACCUGAUAUCAACUGUACAGAUCAGAUGGGGAACACACCCUUGCACUGUGCAGCAUACCGUGCUCAUAAGCACUGUGCAUUGAAACUUCUAAAAAAUGGGGCAGAUCCUAAAAUAAAAAACAAAAAUGAUCAGACGCCCCUUGAUCUAGCCCAAGGUGCAGAAAUGAAACUGAUACUGGCAGGUAAAACUGGAAAGGUUAUCAACAAACCCCUGAGACGAUAUGAAGGUCUCCUAUGGAAGAACUCACGAUUUUUUGGUUGGAAACUCUACUGGGUAGUUCUAGAACACGGAGUGCUUUCCUGGUAUCGGAGACAAGCUGAUGCAGUGAAUAAUGAUCAUCGUCAGGGAUGCAAGCAUCUAACACAAGCCAUCUGCACGGUAAAAUCUACAGACAGUUGCUUCUUUUCUGUCAGAUGUUUUGAUGACACUGUUCAUCGUUUCAAGAUUCCUAAAAAUAGCCUUCCUUCUCAAACUAGAGAGAGUUGGCUGGAAGCAAUAGAAGACCACUCUGCAUAUAGCACUCAUUACUGCACGCAGGAGCAGUUGAGUAGUGAUGAUGAAGAUGAUGCAAUAUCUGUUACAGACCUACAAGACACUCUGAAAAAAGCACAAGCAUGCCAACAAAGACUUAGUAAAGAGGUGUCAGACUUCCUUGCAAUGGUUAAAUCUUUGGAUGCUGCAAAAGGAAUACCUUCUCCCCUCCUGCAGAAAGUUGAUGUGGUCUCUGAAGUAUCCCAGGAAACAUGUGAGGCUCUGGCUGAGUGCCUCAACCUAUUCACAAAGCAAGAAGGGGUGAGGAAUUUGAAACUGGAGCAUGAGCAGGAGAAAAACAAGAUCUUGUCAGAAGCAUUAGAGACACUUGCUACUGAGCACCAUGAACUAGAGCAGUCUCUGGUUAAGGGAUCUCCACCUCUUAGCAUCCUCAGUGAAGAGCAGUUCUAUGAUGCUGUUUCAGGUAAGUGGUGAUGUCCAGAAUGUGAGUGUGCAGACAGCAUGUGUGUAGUGAAUGCCUCGGGGCGGGUGGGGUGGGGGAAGAAGGUGGGAGCAGUCUCGCUUCCAGUGAAAUCUCUGCCUUUCUAACAUGGACCUAAUUUUAGGAGUAUGCUUCAUGUGUUUUAUGAGCAGGGCUCUAAAAAUUUGCCAGAGUUCACCUGCAGAAUUGUAUUGCUUCACCUUAGCAUGACCAAAGGUUAGAAAACCACAGGACAGAAAUGAAAGGUCUCAUUGCUUGGGAGUCUAGACCCUUUUUUUAAAUAGCAAAACAUAAGGCUCCUAUUUUGGGAGAGGUAACUG